UCUAUAUAUUGGUACAGCCAACAUUUGUCUAUGAAAUGAUAUAUUAAAUGGCUAAACACACUAAUAGCAAAAACGAUAAGCAGUUCCCCCAAAACAUGGAUAUUGUCUUUUACAGGUUUUGAAGGCAGAGAGAAAAACACCCAUUCUUCACAUUGGAGCACUUUUGAAAAAGCUUGCCUCAAUGGAAGAGGUACAAGAUUUAGCGGAACAGCCAAUAAAAAAGGCCAAGAUGCAGGAAUCAGGAGAACAACUAUUAAGGCAAGUGAGCAGCUCGGACAGUAGUGAUCAAAAGCCCGAAUCUUCAAGUCUUUCUUCAAACCUGUCUAUAUCUAAUCAAAUCAUGCCAUGCACGGACUACAUCUCAAGGUCAUCAAACGACUAUACCUCACAGAUGUAUUCUGCAAAGCCAUAUGCACACGUCCUUUCUGUACCUGUUUCUGAGACGAUGGCCUCUUAUUCUGGGCAGACUCCAUAUCAAACCCUCCCACAGUCCCAGACAUACGCUGUUUAUCCCCAGACCACCCAAGCCUACGGACUACCUCCUUUUGGUGCACUGUGGCCAGGUAUGAAACCUGAGAGUGGUUUAAUUCAGACUCCAUCUCCAAGUCAGCACAGUGUUCUUACCUGCACUACAGGGUUAACCACAAGCCAAUCCAGCACAGCACAUUAUUCUUACCCUAUUCAAGCUUCAAAUACCAAUGCCAACUCAAUUUCUACUUCCUCACCUGCUGUCAAUAUUUCAGCAGCCACCGCCAGCAUCUCUCAACAGGAGUAUCCUACAUAUACCAUCCUUGGCCAAAGUCAGUACCAGCCGUAUUAUCCCAGUUCAAGUUUUGGCGUGAUAGCACCAGCAGACAGCAGCACAGAGACCAACACGUUGACAUCUGCCACCUAUCCUUCUGAAAAAUCAAAUGCCAUGGUGCCUACCCAGACGGUGCAGAGACAGUCCUCUGGUGAUCCCUCUACCAGUCCAUCAUUGCCAAGAGCGGCUGCAAGUAAACUUGUAGAUGAGCAAUCUAGGAGAAACAUGACUCCAAAAAACAGAGGCAAGAGGAAAGCAGAUGCUUCUUCACCGCAGGACAAUGAGCUUGAACGAGUAUUUCUGUGGGACUUGGAUGAGACCAUCAUAAUAUUUCAUUCUCUUCUGACAGGCUCAUAUGCCCAAAAAUACGGGAAGGAUCCCAGUUUAGUUGUUGGCUUUGGAUUAACAAUGGAAGAAAUGAUUUUUGAAGUGGCUGACACACACUUGUUUUUCAAUGACUUGGAGGAAUGUGACCAAGUACAUGUAGAAGAUGUUGCAUCAGAUGACAAUGGCCAGGAUUUAAGUAACUACAAUUUUUCCACCGAUGGUUUCAGUGGUUCGGGAAGUAAUGCCAAUCAUGGUUCAACAGGAGUCCAGAGAGGAGUGGAUUGGAUGAGGAAGCUGGCAUUUCGCUACCGGAAAGUACGCGAGGUCUAUGAUAAAUACAAGAACAAUGUUGUUGCUCUCCUCAGUCCUGAGAAAAAAGAAGCACUACAACGAUUAAGGGAAGAUAUAGAAGUGUUAACAGAUUCUUGGUUGGGAACAGCGUUAAAAUCCCUCCUGCUCAUUCAGUCCAGAAGAAAUUGUGUGAAUGUCCUGAUAACCACCACUCAGCUAGUGCCAGCUCUGGCCAAAGUCCUGCUGUAUGGACUUGGCGAAGUGUUCCCCAUUGAGAAUAUUUAUAGUGCUACAAAAAUAGGUAAAGAGAGCUGUUUUGAACGAAUUAUUUCCCGAUUUGGAAAGAAGGUGACCUAUGUGGUGAUUGGAGACGGACGUGAUGAAGAAUUGGCAGCCAAGCAGCACAACAUGCCCUUCUGGCGAAUCACAAAUCAUGCGGAUCUGGUGUCUCUUCACCAGGCCCUCGAGCUAGACUUUCUGUGAGGACCUGGGCACAAAGCAUCUCGGCCCUGCUCCCAACAGUCACCUCGUGGCUUAAACAGGAACCAGUCUGGGGACUUUCUCUUUCAUCCAGACCAAGAAACGCAGCCAGUGGAAGUGUACAGCAGGAGGUUCUCCCCCCCACCUCCCCCCAUCGCUGCUUUCCUGGGAGAACCGACAAAGCCUUGGCAAUGCUGCUCCGGUGCUCGAAUGGUUCUCUGUGGUUUGGGGUUUUUUGUUUUUUUUUGGCAAAUGGAACUUUGGGGAACUUCCAGGUGCAGAAUCUCCAGCAGCAAAGGCCUUUCUCCCCGUGUAGCCCUCGGAGGUAUUGUACUAAAGAAGAGAAAAGCAGUACCGUUUUGUAGAAUACUUUUGCCCCCUGCAGACUUCUUUCAAGCUGUUGAAUCAGAAAGGAAGGCAAAUGGAUUGUUUUUAUUUUAGUUUUAUUUUUUACAGAAAGGGGUCCAGGCAUGUCUCCCUUCUUGCAAACUCAGAAAUAGUACUGUUUAUAGGUUGGGGUGGGUGGGUGGGAAUAACAAUUUGUGUUGGAUGAAGGGGAGCUUUCUACUCUUUCCUGGCAAGCCAGGGAUCGAAAAUAUCCAACCAUUCCCUUGAGGCACCCUGGCUGUCCCCCAAUUCUUUUUCUAGCAAAUACACCCACUUGACUAGCACAGGGUAGUUUUUUUUUAAGUGAGGACAAGAUGCUAGAGUCUAAUUGUCCCCGGCCACCCCUCUUUUCAGCAAGUGCAUACCUGGGUAAUAAGAAAGCUCCUUUUCUUGGAUCCAAGAUGGCACCCUGCCAGUCCACGAUAAGAGUCCCCUUCGGUUGCCAUUCCCCAUGCGCCAAGGAUAGUGUCCCUUUUUGUUCUGAUGACUUGCACUGCAAGUCCUUUUUCUGAAGCAAGGAUUUGGGUAGGACAGGGGUCUUCAUACUUGAUAGCUUCAAGACUUGUGGACUUCAACUCCCAAAAUUCCUCCUCUAGCCAUGUUAGCUCAGGAAUUCCGGGAGUUGAAGUCCACAAGUCCUAAACUUGUGAAGUUUGAAGACCCUUGGGGUAGAACAAGGUUACCAAGGUGGGGUUGAGGGUGGGCUACAGCGUUGCAAAACAAUUUUUUUUCCCCAACCCCAGGGCAAAAGAGAUCUCUUCAGCUCCUUUGCAGAAAUUGACGGUAGAGAUAGCGUCCUGCUAACGUUUUAAGAGAUGCCUCCUGUAGGUUCUCCAGUUUCUUAUUUUCACUUGACAAUGGCACCUAAUUUUCUUCAGUACGGUAAUCUCGGCUGUAGCUGGAUAGCAACUUUGCACCCCCUGCAACUUCUAACUGCCCUCCCCUACCCCUUUCUUUUGGUUGUCAACCUUGAAGCUGUUGAAGUAGUAAACAGAAAUGGAAGUCACCCUUACGUUACUAAAUGGCGGACCAGAACAGUGGCUUCCUUGUUAGGGGGGCAGUAGGAUGAUUCCUUUUGAUGUAAGUGCAUGGUAGACAUUGAUGGGGCAGAAGGUGGGCUGCAACAUUUGAUUGUUAGAAAAAGAACAAUCUCCUUUCCUUGCUCAAGGAGAUGCCCAGCCGCCUUGUUGCCCGGUGUCUUUUACAAAUCCUUUAAAGGAUAGGCCUAGCAGUGUUUUAUUGGAUGAAAAUAUAUUCUCCCUUCCAGAUCCCUCCUUCCAGAUACAGAAUAGAAAAGGCCUCUGUUCUUUCCUGCAGAUUCUUUAUUUCUCAGCAAAAGUGUGGAAGUCAUUUGCCUCGAGGGGCCCUUGCUUGACUUUGGAAAUAACUCUUGUGCCUUAACUUCUUCCCAGAGUCCCGGAAACGUCAACCGUUGUGUGGAAGAGAGUGUGUUAAGCCUCUUCCGUGUUGAAAGUUAAUCUUUUGAUUCUAUUUUUUUACGCAAUCUCAGUCAGCAUAGCCAGUGAAUGUUGAGCCCCCAGGAAACUGGCUCAGAGGUGUGUGUUUGUCCUAGAAAGAAGCUCCUUGUCAGCCCCCCUUGCCAGGUUUUGGAAACACCUUUGACCAUGUGAGAAGCUUUUGGCAUCAGGUUCUGGUCUUUGUAAUGCCUCCUCUCUAAUAUACAUGGGCUGAUUUGUUUCCUUAAACCACUCAGGGUGAUGGUACAUUUUCUGUAUUAAUUUUUACAAAAGUCGAUUCAGCUCUGGCACCACUGACUUUGCUGGCUGCUUUUCUCUUGGGGCUUCAUAGAAUUUGGAAACCAGUGUGUUGCCACCUUCCUUCCCACUCUUUAGCUUUCAAGCAUGCCUGUUUUUAUUUUCUAAUGCAAAGGUGGCUGGACAUGCAUCAUCUGAAGUAUGUGGGAGGCUGUCAUCUCCCACCAACUGUGAGAAAUAGGCUGCAACUGCAAUUGCA
This is a messenger RNA of Notechis scutatus (mainland tiger snake), 4261 nucleotides long. The record is from RefSeq and is a predicted model, not a curated record. NCBI's taxonomy places the organism in Eukaryota, Metazoa, Chordata, Lepidosauria, Squamata, Elapidae.